Nannospalax galili (Upper Galilee mountains blind mole rat) is the source of this 2075-nucleotide messenger RNA. Its product is annotated as guanylate-binding protein 1-like. The transcript has 12 exons. The record is from RefSeq and is a predicted model, not a curated record. Gene Ontology annotation, molecular function: GTPase activity; GTP binding. NCBI's taxonomy places the organism in Eukaryota, Metazoa, Chordata, Mammalia, Rodentia, Spalacidae. The coding region runs from base 8 to 1984 and encodes 658 amino acids.
AGUGGACAUGGCCUUAGAGCCCCACAUGCCAGAACCCAUGUGCCUCAUUGAGAACGUCAAAGGACAGCUGAGACCUAACCAGGAAGCCCUGGAGAUCCUGUCAGCCAUCACUCAGCCUGUGGUGGUGGUGGCCAUCGUGGGCUUCUACCGCACGGGAAAAUCCUACCUGAUGAACAAACUGGCUGGGAAGAAAACAGGUUUCUCUCUGGGCUCUACAGUGCAGUCUCAUACCAAAGGAAUCUGGAUGUGGUGUAUGCCUCAUCCCCACAAGUCAGACCACACUCUAGUUCUGCUUGACACGGAAGGCCUGGGAGACGUUGAGAAAGGUGACAACCAGAACGACUGCUGGAUCUUUGCCUUGACAGUACUUUUGAGCAGUACCUUUGUGUACAAUAGCGUGGGAGCCAUCAACCAGCAGGCCAUGGACCAACUGCACUAUGUGACAGAGCUGACAAAACGUAUCAGAUCCAAAUCCUCCCCUGGCUGCGAUGCGGUGGAGGACUCUGCCAACUUUGUCAGCUUCUUCCCUGACUUUGUGUGGACUCUGAGAGAUAUGACCCUGAAGAUAGAAAUAGAUGGACAGUUACUCACAGCAGAUCAGUACCUGGAGAAUUCCUUGAAGCUCAAUGAAGGCACCUGUGAAGAAGUUGAAAAAUACAACCUGCCCCGACUCUGUAUUCGAAAGUUCUUCCCGAAGAAGAAAUGCUUUGUCUUCUAUCCACCCACCGAGUGGAAGAAACUCCGUGAGCUCGAGACCCUGCAAGAAAACGAGAUCGAUUCUGAGUUUUUGCAGCAAGUGGCAGAAUUCUGUUGCUACAUCAGUAGCAGUUCCAAGGUUAAAACUCUGCCGGGAGGCCUCAAGGUCAACGGCUCACGUCUAGAGAAGCUAGUGCUGACUUAUGUAGAAGCCAUAAGCAGUGGAGACCUGCCAUGCAUGGAGAAUGCAGUCUUGACCUUAGCUCAGCUAGAGAACUUAGCUGCAGUGAAAAAGGCCAUUGAACAUUAUGACAAAGAGAUGGGACAGAAGGUGCAGCUGCCCACAGAAACCAUCCAAGAGCUGCUGGAUCUGCACAGGAUCAGUGAGAAAGAGGCCAUGGAAAUGGAACGUAAAAAAACUGAAUCUGCACUGGCUGCUGCAAAAUUGUUAGAAGAAACACAAAAGGAGAAUGAGAAACUAAUGGAACAGAAAGAAAAGAGUUUUCAGGAGUAUGUGAAACAGUUGACUGAGAAAAUGGAGAAUGACAGGGCCCAGUUAAAAGCAGAACAAGAGACGAUACUAGCUCUUAAACUCCAGGAACAGAAACAACUACUCCAGGAAGGAUUUCAAGAAGAGAGCAGAAAACUUCAAGAAGAGAUGUGGAAUGCGGAGAGGAGACACAAAGAAACAAUGGAUCAUAUGAAAGCUGAAUAUUCAGAGACUAUAUCAAGGAUGUCGAAGGAAAUGCAAGAGAAGUAUGAGUUGAUGUUGGGAAAUAAAGACAGGAAUUAUCAGGAACAUGUGCAACAAUUGAUUGAAAAGAUGGAGCAGGACAGAGCUCAGCAGAUGGCUGAACAGGACAGGGCCAUGGCUCUUAAGCUUCAGGAACAGCAACUGUAUUUCAAAGAGGAACUAGCAGAAGAGAGAAGAAAAUAUGAGAAAGAAAUUCAGGACAAAGAGAUGAAGAACAGAGAAAUGAACAUAAAAUUGGAAGCUGCACAAACUGAAAAUGCACAGGCCGUAGCAAAAAUGGUGGAGGAAGUGAAGAAGAUAAACCAGCAUAUGGUAGACCAGAAAGAAAAGAUGUUUGAGGAGCGUGUGCAACAACUGGCUAACCAGAUUCAGAAAGACAAAGAUGAGCUAAAGGCAGAGCAGGACAGAGCUUUGAAAGAUAAGCUUCAGGAACAGGAAAAAAUUUUUAAUGAUAAAAUCAAGGAGCAGAAUCAAAAUCAUUAUAGAGAAAUCAUGAAUUUAAAGGAGGAGAAAGCUCGAUGUUCCGUCAUGUGAAAAGUCAAAGCACAUUGAUUUCCUCCCUGGCUGCCUCAUUUCAGGGCACAGUUUUAGUGAUUAGAGCUUUUCAUACUUAGAACUAAAGAUA